Molecule: messenger RNA, 20319 nt
Organism: Xyrichtys novacula (pearly razorfish)
Lineage: Eukaryota; Metazoa; Chordata; Actinopteri; Labriformes; Labridae
Source: the annotation of a GenBank genome assembly
GUAUGAAUGUACGUCGGGACGCUUGUCGGUCGGCAGUUUCCCUCCUCGCUGGCAAAGCUAUCCGGCUACUCCGAUGUUUGUUUAAACUGUCGUCAUCGUGGACUCGGUAGCUGUAACACAUUGAAGAGAGGCUGAUAUAGAAACCCAGUGACAACCAAAAGCUGUGUUCCAGGUAACUCUUUGUGAAAUUAACCGCCAUUUUCAGUCUUUCUCGCGUUUGUUUUGCUAACGUUGACAUAGCAAUGUUGAGUGGGUUAGCGGGAGAGCUAGCUUGCUAAUAUUAGCUUGAAGAGCGUAGCUUCAAACUGCUCUCGGUGGCUUUAAAACACGAUAAAUCAAACAUUCGUACGACUUUAUGUUGAUUUAGCACCUUUCUCUAUCGUCAAUGAACAGUUCGGUUGUUGUCAGGUUAGUCUUCGCGCUGAAGUGACAAAGCUAAUCUGUUAGCCUCGACAGACAUGACGUUACGGCUAAGUCAGGGUUAGUCGAUGUUCCGUGUGUUCAUCUGUGGUUUGUAACUGGUUCUAUCUGGUUGCGACCCGUUAACAAGCUGGUUGUUUUCCAUCAUUUCGAAUGUUGUUACAUCAGCGGGGGCCUAAUGAGAUAAAAUUAUGAGAGUAAACUGUGUUUGGAUGAGCGGGUCAGCCUCGUUGGCUGCACGUGGAGGAGUGAGAGACAGUUAGUAUUGUCUUCUUCAGGUGAGAUAUCUACAGGUGUUUUUUAUUUGAUCAUCAGAGUUCAUACCAGAGCUGCCAAAUUUUCUCCAUGUUCAGAUAUGAAAGUGAACCAUCAACCUCCAGGCUGACAGCUCCACUAACAGUCUGUAAUGGUCAUUUCAAACACCUGACACAAUACAAGAGGGAUUUCCUCUUCCUGCAAAGUCUUGACUGAAACUGUUAAUUUGUCAUCAUGAUUGUGAUUACAAUUAUUUUGUUUGAUGAUGAUAUUACGAUCACUUAGAUUGAGUUGACAUCUGCAUCAUGAAUUUAAGCAACUAAAACUAUAAGAAAUACAGAGAAAAAAGUAAACUCAAGCCUACCUUUUUGUGUAGAAAAGCAUGAAUGUCUAACUGAUGCUGUAAAUAUUUUAAUAGGUUGUACAAACUACUACUGAUAGGAACUAUGCAUUACUUCUUUGCUUCGCUGUAAGAGCUUUGGGUUAAUUUGUUGAAAAUAUAUUAAAUCGAAAGCAGGUUUUCAUUUGCAGUAAAGAACUUUGACAUGAUUAUUUAUUGUUUACAUUGUAUCACAGGCUGCAGAUCAAACUAAUCAUUCAAUCUGUUUAAGCUUUUAUAACAUCCUUUUAUAAUAUUUUCAUCCUGGCGAAAUAAACAGGACACGUUGCUGUAGAAAUGCAGAUUUUCAAAUAGAUGUAUUUGUUUGUUUUCAGCAGACUUAUGCUGUCCUGCUAGCAGGGCAACAUGUUCAACAAGUCAUUUGGUACUCCCUUCGGUGGAGGGACAGGGGGCUUUGGGACCUCCUCAACCUUCGGACAGCAAAGUAAGUCUUUUUAUUUAUUCAUUAAUGUAUUAUAACUGUGCAGUGUCAACCUCAUGCAGCACCAAUUAGACAUGGCUAUGAAAAAUGAGCUGAAUAACAACAAACUGACUUUUAGGACUAUUCAACAAAAACUAUAUAUACUUUUUUGAAUCUCCAUAAGACAGUGAACCAAAGUGAAAAUCUUUAACAACUCCCUGAUAUCUUGACAAGAUAUCACACAACAUCUCAGUCAAAAAAAAUCAAGAGUCUGGUAAAUGUCAGUUUUCAGAAGUUUAUUGUUUCCUGUGAGUGAAGUGUGUCUGUGGCCUUCUUCUUACAUAAACUCUGUAACCUCAGACACAGGUUUUGGAACAACAGGAGGUUUUGGAACGUCUGCGUUUGGAACCACGAGCAACGCUGGAGGACUGUUUGGUGCCACACAGACUAAACCUGGUCAGUCAGCUUCUGUUUUACUGGAUCUUGUGAAAAAAAAAGAGGUCAAAUAUUUUAAGUAUUUUAGUUUUUCAGUGCUGUAAGCUGAUUGAGAAAGAUUUUAACUUAUUGAGGGAUUCUAGAGUUCAACUUUGAUUCUGUUUCGGAACAUAAGGUGUUUACAGUUUUAAUAUUGGGUAGAGGGGUUUAAAGUUUGUCCUUUUUUUUCCGCCAGGUGGUCUGUUUGGGACGAGCACAUUCAGCCAGCCAGCGGCAUCCUCCACCAGCACUGGCUUUGGUUUUGGCGCAGCGAGCGGGACAUCCACCAAUCUGUUCGGCAGUACGGCAACAGGCACAAGUGGCGGUCUCUUCUCUCAACAGAACAAUGCUUUCGGUGCAAACAAACCCACCUCGUUUGGAAGUAAGACCCCCAUAAAGCUCUUGAGUAAAGAAAAAAGAUUAUAAAUAACAGACAUACAAACAAAAAACUGACACUAGCAAGAGAACCAAAUGUUUUUGAUACAGAUACUUGUGAACUUAUGGAAAUGGUUAGCUCUCAGUUGUUUUGCGGCCUCAUUACAUCCUUACCCUCUUCAAGGUUUCGGGACGAGCACCAGCAGCGGCGGUCUGUUCGGCUCCACCAACACCACAGCCAACCCUUUUGGUGGAACCACCUCUCUGUUCGGAGGCUCAGGCUUCUCUGCCACUCAGCAGCCGGGAACCACAGUCAAAUUUAAUGUGAGUAUACCCGCAGUAAGAGUAGAUGCACAACUUGCUCUCUUUGGGUUUUAGCUUCAGUUGAGUAAAGGUUUAUUCAGGACAGCGAGCAUUGUUUACUUGUUUGAUACUGCACUGUGAGUGGCGACUUUGAUGCUUGUGAUUUUAAAGUGUCUGUACUUGGGGCUUGACAUUAACGCCACUUGUCAAAUGUGGAUGAAUCUCUGCUUAUGCAUGUCACAGUCACUUGCCAUACAUAUGCUGCAGCUUUCUGAAAAGGAAUCUCACUUUUUGUCCCCCUGCAGCCUCCAACAGGAAGUGACACAAUGGUGAAAGCAGGCGUGACCACAAACAUCAACACCAAGCACCAGUGCAUCACCGCCAUGAAGGAGUACGAGAACAAAUCCCUGGAGGUGAGAAGGAUGUGUCAUUGGCUGCUUUUACAGACUGAUUCUGGCAGAGAAAAAAAACAGGCUUCCAAGAAAUGAACGAGCAGAUUUUUAGAACCUGCUGCUAAAAACCUAAAAGUUAGAUCUGCGAGAGUCAUGAUCUUGUAUCUUUGUAGUAGUUUUUAAAUCCUUCUCUCGUCCUGUCUCUUCCUGCAGGAGUUGAGGCUUGAGGACUACCAGGCUGGCAGGAAGGGUCCGGCCAACCCGAUGGCAGCAGGGACGGGUAGCCUGUUUGGAUCAACCACAGCUACAUCCAGCGCCGCCACCGGCCUGUUCGGCUCCACUGCCCCCAACACCAGCUUCUCCUUCGGACAGAACAAGAGCACCUUUGGAGCCAGUAAGUUGAUGUUUAAAGAUGAUAAUCUGAUAUUUUCUAAUUCAGGUGUUACUCGAAACCUUGCCAGUUUCACUGAACUUAGAAUUUAUCUUAAACAUGCGCCAGAUGAUAAAACAUUAUGCUCUGUUUUUGUUUCUUCUCUGCAGCUGGGGGUUUCGGCACUACAGCAGGCGGUCUGUUCAGUCAGCCAGCACAGCAGCCGGCCAGCAGCCUCUUCAAACCAUUCGGUCAAACUACCACCACGCAGAGCACCGGCUUCUCCUUUGGCAACACCAACACAAUGGGACAGGCCAACACCAGUACCAUGGUGCGAGUCACUGCAAGUCCAACAUAAAAUAUUUCAAACUGCACUCACAAACGUUAAAAACCCAAGACUCAGGAGAGUGUUUGUAACUGUUGUUAAAACCACUCCUCAGUCAGGAUGUUGUAUUGUCUCAGUGACACUCCUCUGCUCCCCUUCAGGGUCUGUUUGGGAGCACAGCAGCGUCUCAGCCGGGUGGGUUAUUUGGUGCCACUCAGACAAGCACCGCCACUGGGUUUGGGACGGGAACCGGGCUGUUCGGCAACACCACCGCAGGAUUUGGAAACGUUGGCACUCAGGUACAAACAGCAUUUGAGUGAUUUUAGUGAGAAACAGAUGUCCUCCUUAAUAUCUAGUGAAAGAUUUAACCUAAUAAUCCAUUUUCUCAGCCUGUUAUUGUAAUGAAAGAUUUUUUUCCAAUGUAAAGAAUUAAUUUUCCAAUUUUUUUGUUGGUGUGUAUUUUGUCCCUCACCAGCCGAGUCUGUUUGGUAAUAAAACAGCUGGGUUUGGUACCACCACCACCAGUGCUCCAUCAUUUGGCACUGGCACCGGGCUGUUUGGCAACAAGCCAACGCUCACUCUUGGGGCUGGAAACAACACGUCCACCUUUGGUAAGUCUCAGCCUGAUUGUUAGUUUGCUUGUUUGAGGGCUUUAGGGGAUAAGGGUGACAGCACAGACUCUUCAGGCUGCAGUAAGAUUUAACUUUAGUCUUUAAUUUGGGAUUUGAUGCUUGGCAGGUUUUGGCGGAAACCCUGCUGCUGGGAGUCUGUUUGGAAACAAGCCGGCCACUGGAGGACUGGGAACAGGACUGGGAACCAGUUUUGGGACAGGUACUAGAAAAACCAUGGAGACAGGAUUUUACUAUGAACAAAAGCAGUAAACUGUCCUCUUAGAUUUACUGAUACUGAUCUGUGUUUGUUCAGCAGUCGGCACAGGUCAGACUUCUCUGUUUGGGAAUAACCAGAACAAACUGGGUACCACACUGGGAACGAUGGGAACAUUUGGAACGACUGGAUUCAACAGCGGGACGAGCACACUUGGAUUUGGAGCCCCACAGCAGCCUGUCGGUGAGAAAACAAAGUCUUUCUUUUAAACAAAGUUUGUGUGUGAACAUCCUUAAACGCUUGUCAAAAAGAGACUUCAGAGUGUUUUUAUUCGUCCACUGUCAGGUUUAAACCAUGAGCAGAACUUUUGCAUCGCAGAUUAUCACUGCAGUUUGUUUCGCGUCCCAGGACAAGUUCGUUUUUGACCUUCUUUCCUCUUCAGCUCUGACAGAUCCAAAUGCAGCAGCAGCCCAGCAGGCCAUACUCCAGCAGCAGCUCAGCGUCCUUGCGUACUCGCCAUAUGGAGACUCACCGCUGUUCAGAAACCAGCUCACAGAUCCGAAGAAGAAAGAGGAGGUGAGAAAGAUGAGCCGCUGGAAAACUGUCUUUGUAAUGAAAGUGUUGAAGUAUUUAACUCUGUAUCCCAUCAUAACUUGUCUUUCGUUUUACCAGCGCCUGAAGCCGACCAAUCCAACAGCCCAGAAGGCACUAACCACACCCACCCACUACAAGCUGACGCCACGCCCUGCCACCAGAGUUCGCCCCAAAGCUCUGACAUCAUCAGGCGCCUCAAAGACGCAGCUUUUUGAUGGCCUGGAUGAUGAUGAGCCCUCACUCACCAAUGGGGCCUUCAUACCCAGGUAACCAUCGCUAGAUUGGAAGAUUUUGGAAACUAUUGGAAAUAGGUGAAGGUCAUUAAGAUCUAAAUGUGUGUUUUUAUUUUACAGGAAGAGCAUCAAGAAACUGGUGCUGAAGAAUCUGAACAGCAGCCAGUACAACAGUCCAAUCAACAAAGAGACAGACGACCUCGCCUCACCUCCAGAGUAUCCGCAGAACGGACACAGGUAUGAACACACUAACAAAGGCUACGUUCACACUCUGGUUAAAGUGACCCAAAUGUUGUUUUUUUUCAGUGGAGGGACAGUGAUAUCUGAUCAGAGUUGAUCACUGUUUAGAUGCAAAGAUUACAAAGAACAGUUGCAUGUCAUCUUAUAUUAUCCUCCCACAUCUCAAACUCUUUAAAAAGCCAAAAUGUGAGAAUAAAGUCUUGAUACCGGAGUCUCCUCUGCUCUGUAUUCCUGUUUAGUCACAUGGAGGAGGACGAGGAGCAGAGGGAGGCACAGGGCCCAAGCAGCCAAGCCGAAGAAGACCCCGAGGUUACGCAGUUCUACAUCAACCCCAUCGCCAAGCCCAUCCCUCAGGGUCGCAUCCAGACCAGCCUGCAGGACACCAUCAGCGACCUUAACAUGCACAAAGUGUCCAGGAACGGACUUGAGGUUCGAAGAUCUGAUCUCAGACUUUAACAUCUAUUUGUUUUGUUCAAUUCAACACCAUCUUUAUUGAUCUGUAACACGUUAAAACAGAAGUUGUAAAUUAACCUUCAUGUUAAUAUUCUGCAGCUCAGCAGCGAGGAUGUCUCUGCAUCUCUUGGGGAGGAGUCUCUGCAGGAGGAGAGAGACGAGGAGCAGCAAGAGGUUCAGCAGUCUCCUCAUCCUGCAGGUCAGAAAUAAACUAAAUUAUUCUCACUCCUUUGUCUUCACAUGUCAGACUUUUGUGCUGCAUUUUAUCUCCAUGAUUUAACCACUCCGGCUUUGAUAUCAAACCAUCAUAAUUAUAAUUACAUAAUUCAAAACAUUGGCCUGUUUACCAUCACUCAAUUCACAAGAAAAGUCUGUCUGCUUUCAUGUAAACACAGCCUGUCACUGUUCAUUCUUUCUGUGUUUUUCAUUUUUAAUCAGCACAGUUGUAGCUUCAGCAGAAUAAACACUUCUCAUGCCGUUCCUCUUUUUCAGGCAUUGUCCUGAACCGUGUCGGGUACUACACCAUCCCCUCCAUGGAGGAUCUGUCAGAGAUGGUGGAUGAAAACGGAGAGUGUGUGGUGGAGAACUUCACAGUUGGCAGAAAAGGUAAAUUCGCUUUCAAUGUCUUCUCUCAUCAAACUUGAUAAUGUUUAUACUCCUCUGAGGAUCUCUAUAUGAGCAGCAUUUCACCUUCAGAUCCUGUCAGUUCAGACUCAUGUAGAUAUUUAGAGGUUUCAGUCAACCUGCUGGAGGUUUCUACCUGUCUGAAAUAGUUACCAGAAUACAAGACUUUAAUUUGAGAAAACAUGCAAACAAAGUAUGUAAACUUUUGGCAUUUCACAGGUUAUGGCUCCAUCUUCUUCCCCGGUGAGGUAAACGUGACGGGACUAAACCUUGACGAGAUUGUCCACUUCAGACGCAAAGAGGUCAUUGUGUACCCUGAUGACAAAAACAAGCCGCCAGAGGGGGAGGGGCUUAACAGGUGAGGCAAGAUACAGUGAAAAACAUCUGUCAUUGUAAAAAUCAGCCUCUUCUGAUUUCUUGAUUCUGUGUGUGGGUUUUAGGAGAGCGGAGGUGACUCUGGAUGGGGUCUGGCCGAAUGAUAAGACGACCUGCACACAGAUCAGGAGCCCCGAACGUCUGUCUGACAUGAACUACGAAGGCCGGCUGGAGAAAGCUUCACGCAAACAGGGGGCGAAGUUCCUUGAGUAUAGACCUGAGACUGGGUCCUGGGUGUUUGAGGUCAGUCUCUAAAUAAUCUAAAGGAAUCUAACAAUGAAAAACAAUCUUCUCAGGUGUAACUGACCCCGCCUCCUUUCUCCCACUCAGGUGAGCCAUUUCUCCAAGUAUGGCCUCCAGGACUCAGACGAGGAGGAGGACGUCCCACUCAAAACUGACCCAAAGAAGCUGAAGACGAUGUCACUCCCUCCCUCCAAGCUGCAGCUGCAACUCCCCCCCACCCAGCAGCAGGUGGCGCCGCAGGCUCAGGUAGAGCAGCCUGCACCCAUCAACACCCAUCUUCAUGAUCAUCCUCAUCCUCACUGACACAAAGAUAAUCAAAGGAGCAGUUCACUAAAAUGUGCUGAUUUCUGAAUGUCGUCCCUCAUUUGAGUUUUUUUUUUCUUCUAUGACAUCAACACUUAUCAUCAACUUUAAAUAUCUUUGACAUUUAUUAUUUAACUUUUACUGUGAGAAAUGUUAGACUUUUGUUGGCCCCUUAACAUACUACAACUCUUUUUGUAAGAGUAGACAUUUUACCUAAUCAACAUAAUAAUCCUGUUUUUGAUGGGUUUAAGUCCUUUUAAAAGUUCUAAAGGCUGAUUGUGAUAAAAUGAUAUUUGAGCUGUUGCCUGAACCUCCAAAAACGACUUCUUAAUUUUCCUUUUAGCUUUUUGUUGGUUUUAAACUUUGAUGUUAUGAACUAAACACUUUUCUCCAAGUCCCUAUAGGCUGGUCAGAAAAUUAUCAGUAGAGAAAGAGAAUAUGAAAUAAAAUUUGAAAGCAUGAAAAAUCUUUCAAAUUUUAUUUAUUUAUUUAAAAUGAAAAAUUCAAGUUUGACUCAGAAUGGGCUUGCUAAAAAAUCACCAGUUUGAGUCAAAGUUCUGUUUAUCGUAUGGUGUUUGAUGGCCUUAAGGUCUGGAGCGUUUGUGGACUGUGUAAGCAUUAGUUAAAUUUGAGCUUUAUGAAAUCUGCUCUUUGGACAUUUUUCUUUGAUUAGACUUCAUUUAAAAUGUUUUAUUUUUAGCAGAGUUUCUCAUUUCUCUGCUGAAUAAACAGAUGACACACUGUGCAACGUAUUCUUGCAAAAAAGGCAAAACAUCUUUAGCUUGUGUUUAAUUAUCAUCACGUGUGAAAUACCUAACCUUUUUUUGGCAAAUCUGAUCCUUGCUUUAAGAAAACUGAUCCAAACUUUUCAUUUUAUAUUCAAGGCUGCCUGGUAAAGAUUGUAUAUGCUGCUAUAUGCUAUGUUAGUUUAUUAUAAGAAGUUUGUGUUUUUUCUUUUGAGCUAUAAUGGUUUUAGCUUGUUUUUUAUCAAGUCUGACUUCUUCAACACUUUACACUCUGACUUAUUUCAAGUUGUGCUGCAGAGACUGUAUUUUAUUCAUUAUUAAAAGGAAACUAAUAAAGGAAAUAAAUGAAUUUUCAUUGUUGGUCUGAUUAGCUUCUUUCUGGGAUAAUAAAAAAAUUAAAGCUUUAAGUUUUUUCUGUGCCAGCUUGUGUUUUUUAUUUUUACUUCUAGAUCCAAAUUGAAAAUAAACUCAAAGCUUUUUAAUUUUAGUUUUUAAUGAUACCUAAUAAGACGGUGUAAAGCUCCACAUGUAAAAGACGAUGAUAGUGGAUCUAAAUUAAACUUCUGUGUUUUUUUUACCACCAAACAGAAGAGUCCCUGAUGAUGUCUGACAGGCUGUUUUGGAUCACUCUGACUUACUUGUCUCUCUCUUGUGUGUUCAGUCCACCGUUGUCCCGGAUGUCCCCGGCAGUGUCCCUGAGUUGGACAGCGACAUGGCUGACAUCACUCAGAGCUUCCCGACAGAGAGCAUGCUGGGAGGAGAGGAGGACAGCGAGCUGCUCUCGGGGGACAUGGACACCACGAGUGGGAAGCUUGCAGGUUUUAUCCUCACUGAGCACGAAGGUGUCUCUGCUUCUGGACACAUUGCGUCCUCGCUGGGCAUCAACCCGCACACCCUGCAGGUAGAGCCUUAGUUUUCAUUCGCAGACGAGAAGAAAAUUUUUAGUGCAGAACAACGCCUCAGUAAAAUUCCCAACUUUGAUUCUAGAUCAUGAAGGCAUCUCUGUUUGCUGAAGACGAGGAGGAGGGCGACAUGUUCCAGGAUCACACAGCGAUGAAGGUCUCCACUGAUGUCUCAUCUCCUCGCAUCAUUGUGCCGGGGACUCAGGGUCGACCCUCAGGUAGGAAUCUCAUCUUUACUUUUUAAUUUGGCGCAAUAGAAAUAUUUUAAUCUCGAACUCUCAGUCAAUCACUUCUCUCUCUCCUCAGUGGGCGGUCUCCUGCAGGCUCGUUUCACCUCAGGCCUUAUCUCUCAGCUCUCAGACUCUCCCCGUGCUCCCCUCAUUCCUCCCCCUCUCUCCCGGGCGUCUCCUGCUGCAGUCGAACCCUCCCGUUCGCUGCAGUGGGCAGGGCCUGGCCCCUCGUCCUUCUUGCUGCCCCCUCGGGCUCCAGAGCCAGCUAUCAAGACAGUUGGCACUCGGCGUUUGGGCGGUCCUGUCCCCCUCAAAGAGUCGGUCACUCAGGGGAAGGUUUGUGUGGUUUUCUCAUCAUAUCUGAACACAACGAAUCGAUGAAAGUCUGGAGUUUUUUAGGGAUCGCUGUCACUUUGGGAUUAACUGAUGAUGGCUGACUGUAAACAGAGAUGUAGCUCGUACACAGAAGGGAAAAGCAUCGUAUGACCUUUGGUGUUUGAUUAUUUUCAGGGCCGGUUGUUGAUGGAUGCAGCGCUGUUUGCUGGUCGCUCCUUCAGGGUGGGCUGGGGUCCUGGCUGGACGCUGGCACACUGCGGCCAUCAGCUCAGCUCAGCUUCAACCAAACAGCUUAAGCAGCUAGAAACGACCAAAACUGACUUCAGCUUCCUGCCAAAACCUGCCAGGAGUAAACCGUAAGACAGAAAGACGUCACAGUUUUUGAUUUUGUUUCUCACAGUACAGAGGAAAACACAGCUCUCUGUCCUCCUUCAGGCUGACUGAAAGCCCUUACAAGGUGGUUCUGGAGCAGCUCGUGGGUCUGGAGCCACCUGCAGUAAAGAGCAGUGAGGAUGAAAGUGAGGAUGAGAGCCAGGCAGUGCUGCAGCGCCCCCUGGACAUCUGUCUCAAGCACAGCACCGUCGACACUCCAGAUGACGCUCCCUGCCCCCUGGUUCGACCACAGCCCGGUGUGGCUGCGCUGCAUGAAUACGCUGAAUGGAUCAGUGAGCUAAACGACAGGCGAGGAGACACAGACCGUAAGUGGGAGGAGCUUAAAAAGGCAGUAUUGUGUGGUAGAAAAACAAACAUAUGUUAAUGUUUUAAAAAGAGCAUAAAACAUCCUGAUCUGUCCUUCGUUUUGUACUUCGGUAAACUUUCCAGGUCAAAUAUAAAGUACAAGACAUGUGGCUUAAUAGAAUUGAUUAUCAUUUCACGAGAAACACAACUUUGCAGCAAGAUAGAAGAGGAGGAGGCUUCUGAAACACAGGUGUCCAGAAUUCAGGGUUCAGCUGCCUCCAGAAUUGCUCUGUUCUGAAAUGUGCUGAUGUUGCCGUAUGUUGUGUUCUAUAAUGCUCUAUUCCGGAAUACUAAGUGACUGAAUGCUUUGUUGUGCAGAGUUGGAAUCUGUAAAUCUGGGAAUCAGAAUUUGAUUUGUAAGGAGGGUUUUUAUUUUCACCUCAAAAUCACGUGAAGCUGAUAAAGCUAUCAGAGAAACGAGAUAAAUCCUGACAAUACGCAUAAUUCAAACCCUUUAAAUGUCACAGAGGAGGGAGCUUUUACAGAGAGCUAAAUGAUAAAACUAGGAGGAUGUUUGAAUCUUAUGAGAGGGCUGAGUUUUUCAUCAUGCAUAAAGUUUUUCUUUUUUAUCUCGUCAUCCAAACUUCUGUAAACGGUCCUAUUCUUACUAGAAGAACCAUUUUCCUGAAUAGUUAUAUUAUUGGUGGAAACAAACACAUUAGCCAAAUAGAGUCUUUUGGUGUUCCAAACCCAGCUGGUUAAAAACCUCCAGUAUGUCAUUGGAUAUCAGAGCUUUAAGAGUCAGGGCAGAACAAAAUUAAACAGGAUCUGAAAUUCAAAGUGCUGACGGGAUAAGGAGCAUCCUUCUGAUAAUGAUAACAGCCGGGAAAAAUAGGAUGAUGGUGUAAAACUCACAAAUAAAACUUCUGAGAAAACUUGUUCUGUGAUAAAAAGUUUUUACCAUUUUUAUCAAGUAUAAAUGUCUGAAGUUUUACAUAAUUUCUUACGUGUUUACUUUUGUUUUUAUCAUUGCCAGUAUUAUCUUUCAUUGUCUUAUUAAUAAUAAACUUAUCUGAAAACAACCCCUCUCUCUAUCUGCAGCUCUGUUGGAGCACUGGUCUGAGGUCUGGACCCUGUGUGAGGCCCUGUGGGGUCGACUUGGUCCUUCAGAUCAGGAUCUGGACGUGGAGUCACCCAGCGAGUAUGAGCAGCAGCUGGAGAGGAGGCAGAGCUUCUCAGCCUGGCUCGCACGUGGCGCCUCCUGCAGAGUGGAGGAGGAGGUGGCACAGGCGGGGAAGGGUUGCCACACGGACGCCAUCUUCAGCUACCUGACCGGCAACCGCAUCAGUGAGGCGUGUCGACUCGCACAGAAGGAAGGUGAGCAUUGAUUAUGAAGUCAGACACAUUCAAAAUCAGCCGUCUAAAAAGACAACGAAUGAAUAAGCAUUUGAUUUUAACUGACAUUUCUAUGAAGCUCCGAUUUGCUGCAGAAUCAGUCAUGACCCAGACUUAUAAAGGAUUUCUUCUUCUUUUUCUAAUCCUUCAUUCUCUGUGUCUCCAGGUGAUCAUCGUCUGUCCUUGCUGCUGUCUCAGGCUGUGGGCUCCCAGUACUGCAGAGACCUACUUGCCUUGCAGCUUGCCGACUGGAACCAUAUGCAGACCGAUUGCUACCUGCCCGAGGAACGACUCCGCAUCUUUACACUGCUCGCCGGGAAACCUGUAAGUGUUUUCAGUGGAUAAAGAUGAGGCAGUUUCCCGUGAGAGGCUGUGAGGUGGGUGGGUGGCGUCCCCUGCAGUACAGAGGGCUCUGCGGGUGAGACGGGCACUGUAAAUGUCCCACAGGGAGGGAAGAGAGUAUUUCAUUCAAGUGAAAGUUUGUUGACGGUGUUAAUUUCUGUGUCUGUAAUCUGAAUCUGAUGGUGUGUCGUCUCUCAGGUCUGGCAGUCGUCUGAGUCGGUGGUGAACGUUUGCUCUGAGCUGGACUGGAAGCGCAGCGUGGCCGUCCACCUCUGGUUCAUGCUGCCACCAACGGCAUCUGUGGCCGACGCCCUCGCCAAGUAUGAAGUUGCCUUCCAGGUGAGCCGCAGUCACAUGAUAUAUACUCUUCUUUUCUACCCUGUGCAUCUCAGAAAAUUUCAAAACAGUUUUAUACCACUUUUCUGCUUAUUUCAUGGACGUUAUUGUAUUUAUAAGUUGCAGAGGUUUUUGCAGGCAUACAUAUAAUAAUCAUCAUCAUACUGUUUCUACCCUGCAGGGCUCCUGUGAGGGGGGGAAGUAUGCUUGCGCCCCUCUGCCUCCGUACAUGGAGGAGGAUCAGCUGGACUUGGAGGAUGAGUUGGAAGAGGAGUCUAAACGGCCGCUCUACGAUCUCUGCUUCCACCUGCUUAAACUUUACAGCGACAGGUAAACCAGCAGCAUCACACAAGGACAGUCUGGGGAAUCAAACAGUCUGUCCCUGGGGAUGUCGGUUAAGCCCUAAAGAGUUAUUUCACCAAAAGUACAAGACAAAUAAAAGGGAGAAUCAAGUUUUUUUGAACAUGAAAUAAAACACAACAGCAUUAGUGAAGGUGUUUGGCUUUCUAAAUGGGUCGUUCUAUGUCUUGGUGAUUAGAGGAAGUGAAAUAAACACUUCACAUAUCACAGAUCAAAAUCCACAGACAUCUAAAAACUAAAACGUAACCUUCAAUAUUGAGACCAAGAGGAGUAUCUCACACUCUCUGGACGGUCAGGGUGUGUUUAUAACUAUCAUAAAUAUUUACAUAUCUCUGGCUAAGUUAACAUGUCAAAUCUUUGUAAUGCUCCUUUAAUCAGCUUUGUCUCUGUAUUCUCCUGCAGACACUACAGCCUGCAGCAGCUUCUGGAGCCUCUUACCGUCACCUGGGAACGUCUGGACUACCGCCUGAGCUGGCACCUGUGGGGCGUCCUGCAGGCGCUGCACUACAGCCACCUGAGUGCCUCACGGCAGGGACUCCUACACACCAGCUAUGCCGCACAGCUGGAGAGCGCCGGCCUGUGGCACAUGGCCAUCUUCAUCCUGCUGCACAUCCCCGACCACACGUAGGGAAAACUUGAGCGUCAUCUUCUAUAUUUUACAUUUUUUGUUGUAUGAGGCAUAUUAAAGUUUUAUAAAGAAGGAAAAUGUCACAAAGAAAACACGGUGGCUAAUAUUUCCUCUUUAAGUUGCAUCUCCUCCUGUCGUCUCGUCUUUCCUGAAGAAAAGGAACAAACCGGAUCUUCUUCUUAAUGUGUUUUCAGUCAGCGGGAGCGAGCCGUGCGGGAGAUGCUGACCCUGCACUGCCCCCUGCAGGAGACAGAUGAGUCUGUGCAGAGAGAACGCUUCUUGACUGAGAGGCUGCUGAUCCCGGAGCAGUGGAUCCACGAGGCCAAGGCUACCCGAGCUCGCCGUGACGCUGACAGACACCUAGAGGCUCUGCACCUGUACCGUGCCGGGUUCUGGAACCAGUGUCACCGUCUGCUGAUCCAACACCUGGCCUCAGGUAAAGAGUUUAAAUUUCAGAUAAGUUUCCAGGAGCUGCAGGUAAAUUAUAAAAAAACUCUUCUCAUGUAGGUUUGGUGAAUUUAUGUCCUCCCUCUCAUCCUGCUGUAGAUUGCAUCAUUAACGAUAACCACGACUAUCUGCUGGAGUUCCUGGAGGGGCUGGCGGUCCCUGAACACAGCACGACCAUCCAGGACUGGGACAUCGCAGGCAGAGUUUACCUGGACUACGUCCGAGUCAUUAAGACUCUGCAGGACAUUCAGCAGGUACUGACAUUGUCCUUCAUGUCAGACAGCGUGCGACCUGAACGAGCGUCAGGAACGAAUCACCGAAAUUGUAUGGCUAGAGUUUUUUUUACAUGUAGACAGACUGGAAAUGGUUGAUUGAAGAACUUGAGGCGGUAUUUGCGUGACACCUCAUAUGUAAUAAAACAGUAAUUAAAAAAACAGCUGCUGACUGGUGACUAAUAAAUCAUGUCCUUUUUUCUUUUAGUUUUAACCACAAUAUUGAACUUUUAUUUUUUCCUCUCAUCUUUAUUUUUAGAUGGAAAACGCCGGUUACGAGCUGGAACGCCUCUACUCUGACGUGACGUCUCUCUGCAGCAGGAUCGAGCUGCUCCCUUGCAGCACCGCCAGAGACCGGCUCGCCCAAUCAGGUUAGAGCUUUGUUUCUUCACUGUUUUUGUAGUUAAACAGAGCUGAGGGUCUGCAGGUUUCCCCUCUGACUGAAAACAAGAGCCGAGUUCGUACAUCUGUUAUCUGAUUGGCUGAUAUAGGGCCAAGGUUAGAGAGGUGGACAGAUGUUAAGGUUAUUUUCUGAAGUGUUCAGAAGAAAAAUUUCCUAACAUUGUCAGAAACUGAGCAGAUAUACACAGUUCUACAAACAAAAACUACAAUUAAAGCCAUGAAAACCAUAUUGAAAUCAGUUCUGCAGUGGACCUUACCCAUCUGAAGGGAUCAUCCAGUUUAAAUCAUGAGUAUUAGAAAAUAGGAAAAAGAGCUUAAACUGCAGCUCACUCAUCACACACAUUACUUUUAGCUCCAAAUUUUAGCAGCUGUUAAUCUUAAAUACUCAAUUACAGAUCAGAACUGGAAAUGACUCAAGAUCCUCUGAAGUAAUGGUGCCCAAAGUUAAGUGGAAGUAUUUCAGAUCUACACCAUUAAUAGACGUUUUCUUAAAAAGUCUUUUAAAACGCACACAGUUUUGUACAAAAGUGCAAUAAUCUUGAGAUAAACCGAAAUUGGUUUUACACGCGGAGUAGAGAUGUAGAGUUUUCAUGAGGCAUGUCAAAAAAGGUUGGGACCACAGCCCUACAGUAAGCCACACAGCAUCAAAUAUGAGUUUAUUCUUGACGUCCUGUCUGGUAAGUAGUUUCUCAAGCUCAGGUAAGUUUCUUCACUUUGAUGAGCAAACCGUGUCGGUACUUAAUCAGGAGCAGAGAGGAAGAGUUUGGAGUGAGAUUUCUGCCUCGUAAGGAGUUGACAGGUAGGAAUGAACUGUUUGGACGAGAUUGAGUUAACAGGGAAAGAGAAGGACACUUACUGAAUGGAGUUCAAGUAGGGAGCGAAGUCAGACGUUGUUUCAGUGAGACACUCCUGCAAUACAAAACCUCCACUGCAACCUUACAAAGCCCCGUCUCCCUCCACUUUCCCCCCUCCUCCCCCCUCCACGCAGAAAUGGCGAAGCGUGUGGCCAACAUCCUGCGGGUGGUGCUGAGCCUGCAGCAGGGCGACGCAGCGUCAGACUCCCUCAGCAUCCCCCUCACCCAGCUGGCCCCACACAUCACCCGCCUACCGAUGCCGGAGGACUACACGCUGGAGGAGCUGCGAGGCCUCACGCAGUCGUACCUGAGACAGCUCAUUGUCAGCCAAUGAGGAUGCAGAACACGGGCAGGAGAGAUAACAUGAUGACAGAUCUACGCUGAGGCUGUUUGGAUAUCUUCAAACUCUGAUGCAGAAAAUUUCCAAAAGAGCAAAAAAUGACAUUUUGAGAAGAAGAAGAACCGUUUAGGAGCUUAUGUGUUUUUUUCUUGGACGCCGUCUGUCCGAGCUUCUUCAGCUUUUUUUAGUUUGUCAGGUAGAGAAAAGUUUUGAUUCACCAUUCCUCAUCGUUCACAGGAGCAUUUUAAAGAAAAACACUGAAGGACACAGAAUGACUCCUAAUUUGAACCACACAAGUUUUUGCAUGUUUUACUGUAUAUUAAUUACACAGGGUUAUUCACACAAUUACAUAAAAGGUUGAAGGUUUCCACGUGAGGUUCUUCCUUCAAAAAGAGGUCAGAAAAAAGGUAUUGGUGGUUGCUGGCACAGGAAAACAAAACAUGUAGCUUUACCAAAUUAUUCAUGCAUGAUAGGCUCUGUUAUUUAUCUCAAAAUAUAUUAGGGUAACACAAAAGAUAUUGUGCUAUUGGCAGAAUUUGAAGGUGUGCUGGAGGACUGGAGGAGAUUUUUGUCAAUUAACACCUCUGUCACGAGCAGCAACAGUGUAAGGGUAACCAAUUUGUCCACAGGUGGCGCCAAAGUAACAAAGUUUCCAUCAGCAGCUUUAAAAAAAACACACUCUGGGCAACAUGUAAAACUACCUAAAUAUUCAAAACGUUCAAAAAGUGUAAUUUAAUCCUCUCAUCCAAGACACAGCGUUAACCCAAGUCUUCACAAUCUCAGGCUUAACUGUUGUGUCCUAAUUUUGUUUGUUCACUGAAUAACAAAUACCUGAAAUUCACCCCCUGAAACUCCCCUUUUAGUUUUUGUCAAUUUUGGCGCCCCCUGUGGACGAAUCAGCUUCUUCAUGGCUUUUGACCAAAAUUCUCUCCCUGCUGACCUGCGAAAGUCAAACCAAUCAUUCAUCGUGGAUAUUUUAGGGGUCAUUUAUAUAAUCAUGCCUGACAUCUACCCCUCGUGUCAGUUUCAGACAUUAAAAUUUAGAAUUAUAAGUCCUUCGUGUUGUUUCUGAUGGUCUUGCUACCUUUUGAUAGAAUGAAAAUGCACUUAUAUAUAUAUAUAUUUUUUGGUCUUUUAUUUCUGUCAAAAACGUCCUCACAGGCGCUUUCAUUCACACAUUGCAGUUUGCAUUGUAAGUUUUGAACUUGCAAACACUUGCGUGGUUGUUUUUGCAGGAAAACUUCAACAAGUCACUGAAUUUGAUUUGUUUGUGAUCAGGAACUUAGAGCUCAUUUACGUGGAGUCAUUUCUGUGUUCAUUAUUAUUGUUUAUUAUUUUAAAAUGCUCCUAAAAACAGCUUCUUUCCUUUUUGAGCUGCUAUUUUUUUCUCACUUUGUGUGAGUGUUUGAACCUGUCAUAACUCCCCAAAGUCAGCUCCCCCUUGCUGUUUAUUCACUGAUUAAAUGUGUGCAGAAAACACAGCCAUCCCUCCACUGAGUUAUGUUAGUUUAAUUUAACAUUUAGUUUCAUUGUGAGUGAGGAAAUCGACCAUUAGCAUAGUGUGACAGUAGCUUCUGUUCAUUUGUCCAUAUAGAGUAUAAAGACGAUUGAUUAUUAUAAGAGACGCGGGCUGUUGUCAUACAAACGGGUCGGAUGUGCACAAAGUGGAUUUUUCUGGAGACGAGUCAGAGAAAAGCUCUACAUGCAAAGAGUCAAACACCUAAUGGUCUAUUUUUGUAGAGUUUUUGUUUUUCUGUUUAGUGUGUGUGAGUCAGGAGUGUGUGUGUGUGUGCAUGUAAAUCAGAGAGAAACAACAACAACAAACACACAGGAUCUUUUUAUAUAUAUCAUCACUUCAGUACAGUUUUGAUGUCAGACUUUUAAAGUGAAGAGUUUCCUCCCAAAACAGGACGCCAGCCAGAGAUUUCACAGCCUGUAAUUAUAUAAAUAAUGUAUAUUUUUGGAAAUCAAACAAGGAAUAUCAGGUCAUUUUGAAACCUCACCUUUGAUUAUUAAAAAAUGGGAUGCAAAGUGUUUUGAAAAGAAGCCCUUCACUUGAAUGUCGGCCAUUUUCUUUAUGCUGUAGAUUAACUGUCAGCUUGCCAACAAAGGUUUUUUUUUUCUUAUAAGUUAAAUCACUUUUUUUUCCAGCAAAGAGGAGUGUCUAUACCCAGUCUGUUUCUUCUGUCAAACUUUAGCUGUGUAGAAGAUGUACUUGGACGACUUUGCUGUCUGUGUGUGUGUGCGUGCGUGCAUGUUUUCUGAUGAUUUUGUUGAUAAUAUUUUUUAAUAAAGUCCAGUUGAAAUAAGCACAUGGGUAUAUUUUGCUCUUUGUUUUUUAAACUCUAGUUCUCUUAAUUAUCAUGUCAUCUACCUGGACGUCAGGUGAGUGGUUUGUUGAGGUCCAGGCAGGUGUUCCUGGGGUUUCUGAGGAUGGUCAGGGACUCAUCUGAUACCCGUUCUUCACAAAGCUAGUUCCUGGACUUGUCUGGAGCCAGUGCCUGAUUUGGAAACUUUUUUUGUGUUUGAAGUGCUUAAGAACUGUUUUGUAUUCUGAAACUCUGGUCCCACUUAUGGCCAAAAUUUAACUUGUCAAAAACUUCCUUGUGGCUUCAAAAAGUGUGUCUUGUCUCUAUUUUCCUCUUGAACACAUUUUUUUUUUGUGCUGAAGGUAACUUAAUUAGUUCCAACAUACUAUUAAGCCAUUCAAUAUUAGAAACUCAGGAAGAAUCAAAAUGUAUUAAAAAAAACAUCACUUUUAAUGUUCUUUCCAUUCAUAACAAUCCUGACCAGCAUGUAGAUUUACGAGGCCUGGAGUGAUGCCCACAGGGACUUUGUCCCCAUUGUUAUUGUUGAAUUUGAAGAUGCUGGGCGAGCCAAGUUUACACUUAAAGGAUAUUUUAUAUCCUGUAAAUGACAUAGAAGACUUAAGUUUUCAUUGUUGGUAGAAAAUAAUUUCAAUCCAAAAAAUUUGCAAAAGCAGAGCAGAGUUCUCUUCAUACUCAUUCACUGGUUUAACUAUAUCUAAAAUAAAAGAUGGUCACAGCAUCAACUCCAAGGUCAAAUGUUCACCUGCUGCCUGACAAAUCCCACCUACAGACUUUUUUUUUCUUUUUUUAACCUUUUUGGCCUAAUUUGUGCUUUCAACUGGAUCUUGAGCUCCCCUUCUUACAUCCUGGUCCUUUGUCAGCUGCAGGGUUCUCUUAAUUGACUCCUGGGACUUCAUCAGCUGCAGGUUUCUCUGUCUCGACUGGUACUUUGUCAGCUGCAGGUUUUUCCUUCUUGGCUGCUUGGACUUUGACAGCUGCAGGUUUCUCUUUCUUGGCUGCUGGGACUUUGUCAGCUGCAGGUUUUUCCUUCCUUCCUGCUGGGACUUUGACAGCUGCAGGUUUCUCUCUCUUGGCUGCUGGUACCUUUUUAGCUGCAGGUUUCUCUUUCUUGACUCCUGGGACUUUGACAGCUGCAGGUUUUUCCUUCUUGACUCCUGAGACUUUGUCAGCCGCAAGUUUUUCCUUCCUUCCUGCUGGUACUUUGACAGCUGCAGGUUUUUCUUUCUUGACUGCUGGUUUUUUGUAAGUUUCAGGUUCCUUUUUCUUGGCUUUGUCAGCUGCAAUUAAGGUUCAUAAUUAAUGCAUCAUUUUUUCAAUCACUUAUUUUUUAUUUAAUUCAUUCAGUCAUUUUUAAAUGACUGUAUGAAUGCUCCUUGGUCUAUUGUCAGGUCUACAGUGAGAUUAUAGUUUCACACAAGACUUUAAGAGGCAGAGAAAGCCACCAAAAAAAAAAACAAGAACUCCUGACUUCAAAAAGAAGGACUAGCUACAGAAACCUGCUCACCCUUUCUCUGAAGUCACACAGCAAUGGGAUACUUAAAGGGACACUUUAAAGGUUGUCCUGCAAUAAUGAUGAUGUUAGCUAUUUACCCCAUUGUAGAAGCAUCAUAAUGUGAACUUACCCUUUUUUUUCAAAUUUAGUUUCUUUAGUUUUUCCACAUGGGGGCGCAGCUUGCCUUGGACAGCAAUAUCCAACCUCGGCAGUGCCUUCAUUUCUUUCUCGAUUAAAGAGAUGGAUUUCUCUGUCCCGUAGUACUGGAUGAUUAUUUGAGACAUUUCCACUCUGACCUUGUUCGUCCUCAGUCCUUCUGGGAUUUUGUCCAAAUUAUACAGCAUCUUCAUAUAUUGCUGCUCAGUCAGCUCCUCCAUGAUGGCGGUCAGGUCUUUUUUCCACUUUGUCUCAAAACCCGUCUGUACCAUCUGAAAUACAGAAAGCCAUGAGGGCAUUCAAAGAAUUUCCCCUUUCUUCUGCGAUUAAGUUUUUGUUGCUCUUGAUAAAACAACCUUUCCUUGUGCUUCCUUUUAUAUCUGUACCUGUACAUUUAUCUGCUUUUAGCUGAUGCACGGUCAAGACAUUUGAGUAAAAAGUCUAAAAGAGAAAGACAGAAGAAAUCAAA